Molecule: messenger RNA, 2142 nt
Organism: Scleropages formosus (Asian bonytongue)
Lineage: Eukaryota; Metazoa; Chordata; Actinopteri; Osteoglossiformes; Osteoglossidae
Gene: b3gat3
Product: beta-1,3-glucuronyltransferase 3 (glucuronosyltransferase I)
Exons: 6
Coding region: 206-1180 (324 amino acids)
Biological process (GO): carbohydrate metabolic process; chondroitin sulfate proteoglycan biosynthetic process
Cellular component (GO): Golgi membrane
Molecular function (GO): galactosylgalactosylxylosylprotein 3-beta-glucuronosyltransferase activity
Source: RefSeq, a predicted model, not a curated record
AAUUUCCGGGCGCACGUAGAAAGCGGAAGUUGUUGGUCUUCAGAAGCAACCUUAAGCUAUGAAUGGCUUUAGCAAUUUUUCACGGUUUUCCAGCAGUUCGAAAUAGUGCGUUUCGUGGUCAUGGCAGAAGACAAAACUGGCGAACUGAAACCUACAUAGUCCUUGCUUCCCCAACUAAUAAAUUGCGUUGCGCUGGUGAUCCACUAUGAGGCUGAAGCUCAAGCUGAAGACCGUGUUUAUCCUCUACUUCACAGUGUCGCUAUUAGGGCUGAUUUAUGCGCUCAUGCAGCUGGGUCAGCGCUGCGAUUGCACUGAACACGACUUGGCCAAAGAUCGUACCAUCUCUCGCCUUCGGGAGAAGCUCCAUAGCUUGUUGGAGCAAACAAAGAAAGCCGAGCCCACCAAGCCCCUCAAACCUCCUCUGCCGACCAUCUACGUCAUCACGCCCACCUAUGCCAGGUUGGUCCAGAAGGCUGAGCUCACCCGCUUAUCUCAUACGUUCCUGCUGGUACCCCAGCUCCACUGGAUCGUGGUGGAGGACUCUCCCCAUAGGACGGGCCUGGUUUCAGAAUUCUUGUCACACUCUGGCUUGGCCUUCACUCAUCUGCAUGUGGCCACCCCCCAUGAGCGCAAGCUGCAGGAGGGAGACCCCAGCUGGUUGAAGCCCCGUGGCGCGGAGCAGAGGAAUGAGGGGCUUCGCUGGCUGAGGGAAAACAUCCGAAGCCAAGAAGGCGGCGUGAUUUACUUUGCGGACGAUGACAACACAUACAGUCUGCAGCUAUUUGAAGAGAUGCGGUGGACCCAGCGGGUGUCAGUCUGGCCUGUGGGGUUGGUAGGUGGGAUGCGCUACGAGCGGCCCAUAGUGGAGCAGGGACACGUGGUCCGCUUCCACACAGGAUGGCGUCCCAGCCGACCCUUCCCUUUGGACAUGGCUGGCUUUGCGGUCUCGCUACGGCUUGUGCUGGCCAACCCAGAGGCUCGUUUUGAUGGCGAUGCACCCAUGGGUUUCCUGGAAAGCAGCUUUCUGCAAAGCCUGGUCACUAUGGAGGAACUAGAGCCUAAAGCUGACUUGUGUACUAAGGUCCUGGUGUGGCACACACGGACAGAGAAGCCCAAGAUGAAGCGGGAGGAGGCAAUGCAGAAGCAGGGACUGGGCUCCGAUCCUGCGGUUGAGGUGUGACGCGUGUCUCCAGAGGUGGAUCAGUAUUGUUUGUGCCCAGUGGCGGUACAAACCAUGUGCAAGGCAUGAAGAACUUCCCAAACUCAACCGGGGAUUGGGCUGGUUAAGGCACAAGCCCAGAUACGGAACGAGAAGCUCUCUCGGACUUCUCUAUUGCCUGGAUCCAGGAAAAGCAUCGUGCUGCCACUGGAGAGGGUGCUUAUAGCACCAUCUUCCCCUCAUUUGGAUUCAUCGUGCUUCUGGCAAAGGUAGCGGCCACUAGUAGCACGGAAAGGAGAGCUAUACAGAGGGAGAGGGAGGAUAAGUGAGAGAUCAUUGAGAAUCGUGUACAUACGUAAUACAGACUAAGGAGGAGCAACAAACACAAGGAAUGCAUUCUCCAGCGGGAUUUGCCCAACCACCGUCCUUCAUUGUUAUGUCAACAGUUCAUCUCCUCUCCUGAUGUUUCACAUGCAAAACAAAUCCUGAUCAAGUUGACUCUACAACAUUUAGGUGUCCUGAGGACUGGAGUUGUGCACUUUUUAAAGAGAGAGGUGUAAAUCAGAGAGUAUAAGAAAGCUUUAAAUGGAUCCAGGUUUAAAGGAAGCAGGUGAAAGUAACCUAAUUCAAAGGGAGACACUACUGGACUGCAUGUGUCCAAGCUAGAUUUAGCUUAGCUUAUUUUGACAACUUGUCACUCAGCUAUUUAAUAAAAUUCUUCCUUCUCCUUUUGCACCAGUGCCAUAAUUUAAAUGCAAGCCAGGUUUGUACAUAAUGCAAAAUAAGAAACAGAAAUAUUUAUUUCAGCUCCAUGUUGGUUAAUUGUACAUCUUUCUGGUAUCUUGGUCUGAAGGUAUGUUAUGCAUGUUUAAUGUCUUUUAACUAUUCUGUAUUUUGGAGCUUUGUUCAUGCGCAGGGUCCGGUAACUUAUGAAUGCUUAAUGUCCCUAGAUGUAUAAAUGAACAAAAAAUAAAACCUGACAA